AUGGGAUCAGGAAUAUUCAAAGCCAUUUUCGAUGACGGCUACACGGACAAGAUCUUGGUUGGGAGUAUAACUGGCGUGAUUUUGGCGGUUCUCCCCAAACUGUCACCCCCAGCGGCUUGGGUCUCGUUUGUGGCGGGCCCUACCAUGAUCCGACAUUUGGAGCGACAGACCUUCUCUGACAUCCAAUCUCGGUUGUUCCCCAAAUUUGGCUUGAUUGGAACUAGUGGGAGCAUGAUUGCCUUGGUUGCCCAACAACUAUUGGCCGGUCAAGGAUUGGGAUCGAUGGUGUCGAAAGUUUUGUUGGCGAACCUCCUCGGCAAUGUUCUCAACACCGGAUUACUUUUCCCGAAACAAAUCAGCGCCUUGGCUCAAAUGAGGGAUGCCACCAAUGACGACGAUAAGGCGAGGUUCCGUAAGACUUUUGGAAUGUUUCAUGGGAUUUCAAUGUUGGUCAACUUCUCGGCCUUUGCCAUGAAUUGUUGGAUGUUGUCAGGAGUUGGUGGAUCAGUCGCCAAAAUGUUCUAA
Molecule: messenger RNA, 525 nt
Organism: Tigriopus californicus
Lineage: Eukaryota; Metazoa; Arthropoda; Copepoda; Harpacticoida; Harpacticidae
Exons: 2
Coding region: 1-525 (174 amino acids)
Source: RefSeq, a predicted model, not a curated record